AUGCCCUCACCUACUUCACCACAAACAGCUGCCAUCGUCGUGGGUUCAGGACUUGCUGGUCUGAGCGCAGCGAGCCAGCUGAUAGCCAAAAAUGUGCCUGUCAGGAUGCUAGAGCGCGGCGUAAAGCCGGGAGGAAACAGCAUCAAAGCGUCGUCUGGAAUCAAUGGAGCGCCAACACGGUACCAGCCGACUCACGACAACGCCUUUUUCUCGGAUACAGUCAAGUCUGCGGGCAAAGCAAUGGUCUCUUUCACUCAACAUCGAGAAAUUUUGAUAGCGAAAGUUACGGAGUCUUCUAAGGAUGCGAUUGAGUGGCUUGUCCAGGAGAAGGGUGUCGACUUAUCCAAAGUAUCGAUCAUGGGCGGCCAUACGCAUCCCAGGACGCACAGGGGAGCGGGACAGACACCGCCGGGCUUUGCGAUCACGUCUGCACUACUCAAAUCACUCAAUUCGUCACCGAUCUUCCAAUUGCAGACCUCCUGUACCGUUACCAAAGUUUUGCACUCUGAACAUCGCGUCACUGGUGUAGAAUACACCAGCGAAAAUGGACAUCGAGAGAAGCUAUUAGGGCCUGUCAUAUUCGCAGCAGGUGGCUUCGGCGGCGAUGCAGAGGGUUUGCUCGCGCAGUACAGGCCUGAUCUCGCGGGCUACCCAUCCACGAACGACCCUCGGCCAGGGACACAGCCACUUCUCACAGCGGUCGGCGCGCAGCUCAUCGACAUGGAGUACGUCCAGGUGCAUCCGACUGGCUUCGUUGAUCCUGCUGCGCCAUCCUCUCCCCUCAAGUUUCUAGCUGCAGAGGUCCUGAGAGGCGACGGCGGUAUUCUGCUGCUGAACGGGAAGCGCUUCGUUGAUGAGCUGGAUACCAGGGAGAAGGUGACGGGAGCGAUUACGGCGACGCUGCCCGAGCAGGCGUUGCCGAAACAGUGGAGUGUUCAGUUGGUGCUGGAUGAAGGUGUUUACGAAGCUGCGAGGUCGCACGUCGAUUUCUACAUUUUCAAGGGAUUGAUGAAGAGGAGUACGAUCUCGGACCUUGCACCAGGCGCCCUUGGAGAGAUCUCACGAUAUUCCCAGGUGGUGCGAGGGGAGGAAGCGGAUCCAUUUGGUCGGACACAGUUCGCGCAUUGGAAGCUCAAGGAACCGACUCCGGAAUCUGUUGUUUAUGUUGGUACCGUCACGCCGGUCGUCCAUUUCACGAUGGGUGGUGUAGUCAUCAACGAGAAGGCAGAGGUGUUAAAGAAGGAUGAUGAGCGGAUAGAGGGGCUGUGGGCUGCUGGGGAAGUGGCGGGCGGUGUUCAUGGCGCAAAUAGGUUAGGAGGAUCAUCGCUGUUGGAGUGUGUGGUCUUUGGGAGGGUUGCGGGUGACGAAUGUGUGGAGUAUAUCAAAGGCCAAAUGUGA
Messenger RNA from Paraphaeosphaeria sporulosa, 1398 nucleotides. RefSeq names its product Flavocytochrome c. Gene Ontology annotation, molecular function: oxidoreductase activity; FMN binding. The transcript has a single exon. Bases 1 to 1398 code for a protein of 465 amino acids. The record is from RefSeq and is a predicted model, not a curated record. NCBI's taxonomy places the organism in Eukaryota, Fungi, Ascomycota, Dothideomycetes, Pleosporales, Didymosphaeriaceae.